AUGCUCAAGUUCCAGGUUCAUUCUCCGGGCAAGGUUAUCCUCCAUGGGGAGCACGCCGUAGUCUAUCACCGUCCCGCCCUCGCCGCCGUUGUAGGCCUGGGCACUACGCUGAGAUUCCGUCAGUUGGAGAACAGUCAGGUGGCCAGUUUUCAGUUAGAGGCACUUAACUGCACCCUGGAGAUCCAGUUGCCGGAGUUCAAUGACUUUUUGGCCGACUUCCGGAGCAAAAACUCUUCAGACAGCACAGCCAAACUACUGGAGGCAGUGAGAGCAGAAGUGUCCAAACAACUGGAAAAAUCCGGAGGCAGUGCUCCCAAGCAGCACACACAACGGGCCUUUGUCUCCAUCUACUAUUUGCUGGCCGGCGCUGUACUCUCUUCACCCGGCGAUCCAAAAAUGACACUGCAAACCGGUUUCCAGGUGCAGGUAGACAGCCAGUUGAGCGUGGGCGCGGGACUUGGAAGUUCCGCCUCUUUUGGAGCCGCUUUGGCCACCACCUUUCUCAUUUUGGCGGGGCACUUUGAUAGAGACAGUUACCUGGCCGAGGAAAAUCAGGCUUUGAUAUCAACCUGGGCCUACGAAUCGGAACGAGUUAAUCAUGGCACUCCCUCCGGUCUGGACAACACAGUGUGCACCUAUGGAGGGAUGUUACGCUAUGUUAAGGGGCAAGGAUUCCAGUCGCUGCGAAUUCAGAAGCCUUUGAACAUCCUGCUGGUGGAUAGUCGGGUGAGCCGCAGCACCGCGGACAUUGUGGCCAAGGUGCGUCACUUGGGUGAGGCCUUCCCGCAACUCAUCGAGGCCAUUUGGCAGGCCUGCGAGGAGCUCGUGACCGCAGCCGUCCCACUUUAUGAAAGCUUUGGCAACGCCCAGGACGACAGCGCAAAGUUUGAGCAGUUGGAGCGUCUCUUUCAGAUAAACAACGAUCUGCUUAAGGCCAUUGGAGUGUCCCAUCCGAAGCUGGAGCAGAUAUUUACCAUCGCCUUUAAGCGAGGCUUCUUUUCCAAGCUGACUGGAGCUGGUGCUGGUGGCUAUGUGAUCGUUCUGCUACCGGAAAACUAUGAGUGCAACGAGGUCUACUGGAAGCUCAAAGAGGAGCUCGAAUCGGCGGGCUUUGGUGUCCAUGUGACGACUGCCGGUGGCGAGGGCUUGCGUGUUACUUCACUAGAGGACUAAACCGCACCGUUUUGUAUUGCUAUUGUAUGUAUUCGUGGUUUUGUUAUAACUUAAAAAUAAAGAUUUAUACAUGUA
Molecule: messenger RNA, 1248 nt
Organism: Drosophila ficusphila
Lineage: Eukaryota; Metazoa; Arthropoda; Insecta; Diptera; Drosophilidae
Product: mevalonate kinase
Exons: 1
Coding region: 1-1173 (390 amino acids)
Biological process (GO): isoprenoid biosynthetic process; cholesterol biosynthetic process
Cellular component (GO): cytoplasm
Molecular function (GO): ATP binding; mevalonate kinase activity
Source: RefSeq, a predicted model, not a curated record